AUGAGGGCAACAUCCACCAUCACCAUUCUGAGCGCCCUAGCCACCGCAGCCCGCGGCAUGCCCCAGAUCCACGACGCAUCGGACGAAAGCCUGCGACCUCGGGACGACCUGUCGGAGAAAUACGACCUAGGCACCGUCUUCAAGCGCCAAGACCGCGAAGACCGCGUCAAAACGGGCCAAGGCUGCGAAUGGAAAUGGUGCUUCGACAGACGACGAUUGCGCAGACAAAACCGGAACCCACUUGAAGUGGGAUAUAUUCAGAUGGGUCGAAUACGAAGUCUAGUGCAAGAUCUGCCACAAGGGGUGGUGCUCGACCAAGGAGCGCGGUUCCGAGUCCGAGUCUGGUUGAUAGAGUGCCUCCGAGGCGGUGGACGCGCCUGA
Molecule: messenger RNA, 381 nt
Organism: Anthostomella pinea
Lineage: Eukaryota; Fungi; Ascomycota; Sordariomycetes; Xylariales; Xylariaceae
Source: the annotation of a GenBank genome assembly